This is a messenger RNA of Drosophila erecta, 1092 nucleotides long. RefSeq names its product CTD nuclear envelope phosphatase 1. Lineage: Eukaryota; Metazoa; Arthropoda; Insecta; Diptera; Drosophilidae. The record is from RefSeq and is a predicted model, not a curated record. The coding region runs from base 153 to 1037 and encodes 294 amino acids. The transcript has a single exon. Gene Ontology annotation, molecular function: protein serine/threonine phosphatase activity.
GGAAACCUGUCAUCCCUGCGUCUACUGACACUUCCCAUUCGGCUCAACAACCAGCAAAACUCUUAAAUUGAAUCCAAGGUAAGGCCGGGAGCCGGGAUAUAAUGUAAGACAGCGAGGCCUGCACAUUGAAUUUGAAAGGACUCGGGUGCAAUAUGGUCAGUCAGCUGCCCUCACAGUCCGCAGAUUUAGUCAAGCUCGCGCCAUCCGGCGAGCUGCCCGUUGUCGUGGUCAGCAACCUCCAGAGAUCGGGUUCGAGCUCCGGCCGCCGGGGUCUCGUCUCGAUCCUGCUCGCCAGCGACCUGGUCACCUACAUCCGAGGCCUUUUGGCCCGUGUGGUGGAGAAGGCAUGUGCGAUCCUUCGCCCGUAUCUGGGGCUUAGCUUCCGGGAAGUGUUCGUGUCCCCGGACAUGGCGCACAGACUGGCCAUUGUGGGCCGGAAGACCCUGGUCCUGGACCUGGAUGAGACUCUGGUGCACUCGUGCUACUACGAUCCGGAUACCCAUGACAACGUGGGUUGCAGCCAGCUGCCCGAUCACGCGCAACCGGAUUAUGUGCUCAACGUUUCCAUCGAACCCAUGUCCGAACCGAUCGUGUUUCGGGUCUUCAAGCGGCCGCAUGUCGAUGAGUUCCUGCACUUCGUGUCCAAGUGGUACGACCUGGUGGUCUACACGGCCAGUCUGGAGGUCUAUGCUGCCCAGGUGGUGGACCUCCUGGACGCGGGACAGGGAAGGAUGUCUCGCCGCUUCUAUCGCCAGCACUGCCGAGCCUCCUCGCCAUUGCUCACCAAGGACCUCUCCUUGGUCACUCCCGACAUGAGCGGCGUCCUAAUCAUCGACAACUCGCCGUACGCCUACCGCGACUUUCCCGACAACGCUGUUCCCAUCAAGACAUUCAUUUACGAUCCCGACGACACGGAGCUCCUCAAGUUGCUGCCCUUCCUCGAUGCCCUGCGCUUCACCAAGGACGUUCGAUCCAUUCUCGGACGGCGCGUUGUGCGCCAGUUUGAUAACCGAUCGACCAUUUCAUCCCAUCGAUAACAGAAUUCACUGUAGCCUGCAUUGUUAGAAAAAUACAUCGAAUGACAUGAAAUUC